Molecule: messenger RNA, 984 nt
Organism: Propithecus coquereli (Coquerel's sifaka)
Lineage: Eukaryota; Metazoa; Chordata; Mammalia; Primates; Indriidae
Gene: GPR143
Product: G protein-coupled receptor 143
Exons: 9
Coding region: 1-984 (327 amino acids)
Biological process (GO): G protein-coupled receptor signaling pathway; regulation of calcium-mediated signaling; melanosome organization
Cellular component (GO): plasma membrane; melanosome membrane
Molecular function (GO): L-tyrosine binding; L-DOPA receptor activity; L-DOPA binding
Source: RefSeq, a predicted model, not a curated record
AUGUUACACAGUAUUGUAAUCCGGUCGACGGUGUGGUUAGCAUGCCCAGAUUUCGUUGAAAGCAUCUCCGAUGUGAAUGGAACAGACAUUUGGCCUGCUGCUUUCUGCGUGGGGAGUGCGAUGUGGAUCCAGCUGUUGUACAGCGCCUGCUUCUGGUGGCUGUUUUGCUAUGCGGUCGACGCCUACCUGGUGAUCCGGAGAUCAGCGGGGCUGAGCACCGUGCUGCUGUACCACAUCAUGGCGUGGGGCCUGGCCACCCUGCUGUGCGUGGAGGGAGCGGCCAUGCUCUACUACCCCUCCGUGUUCAGGUGUGAGAGGGGCCUGGACCACGCCAUCCCCCACUACGUCACCACGUACUUGCCGCUGCUGCUGGUGCUCGUGGCCAACCCCAUCCUGUUCCAAAAGACGGUGGCUGCAGUGGCCUCCCUGCUGAAAGGAAGACAAGGCAUUUACACCGAGAACGAGAGAAGGAUGGGAGCUGUGAUCAGGAUCCGAUUUUUCAAAAUCAUGCUGGUUUUGAUGAUCUGUUGGUUGUCGAAUAUCAUCAACGAAAGCCUUUUAUUCUAUCUUGAAAUGCAAACGGAUAUCAAUGGAGGCUCUUUGAAACGUGUUAGAAAUGCAGCCAAGACCACGUGGUUUAUCAUGGGGAUACUGAAUCCAGCCCAGGGAUUUCUCCUGUCUCUGGCCUUCUACGGCUGGACAGGAUGCAGCCUGGAGUUUCAGUCUGCCAGGAAGGAGAUCCAGUGGGAAUCGCUGACCGCCUCGGCUGCCGAGGGGGCUCACCCGGCUCCGAGGGGCUCCCACGAGCCCCACGAAACCCCCGAUUCCAGAAAGGUGUCGAGACUCAGUGGGCAGACUUCUGACGAAGCCCUGAGCAUGCUGUCCGAAGGUUCUGACGCCAGCACAGUUGAGAUCCACACAACAAGUGGGCCCCGCGACACAAAUGAGGUCGACUCUGCUCCCCAGACCCACGGAGACCUGUGA